AUGUGCGACCGAAAGGCUGUGAUAAAAAAUGCAGACAUGUGGGAAUUGGAGCAACAGGACUCGGUGGAGUGCGCUACUCGGGCGCUGGACCCAUAUAACAUAGAGAAGGACAUUGCGGCUCAUUUCAGGAAGGAAUUUGACAAGAAGUACAAUCCCAUCUGGCACUGCAUCGUGGGGAGGAACUUCUGUAGUUACGUGACACAUGAAACCAAAUGCUUCAUCUACUCUUACCUGGGCCAAAUGGCCAUUCUUCUGUUCAAAUCUGGUUAAAAGCAUGGAUUGUGCCACACACCGAGUAUCCAUCCAAAACCAAGGACUGCAGCCUGAAUUCCAAAUACCAGAAACUGAAAUUUUCAGCCUUGCUAAGGGAACACCUCGAUCUUUGAAUCUUUAUUGUGUUUCGUACAGGGCAUUCUCUGCACUUGUUUGUUGUGGUUAUAAAACAAUUAGCA
Cebus imitator (Panamanian white-faced capuchin) is the source of this 452-nucleotide messenger RNA. Its product is annotated as dynein light chain 1, cytoplasmic-like. Lineage: Eukaryota; Metazoa; Chordata; Mammalia; Primates; Cebidae. Gene Ontology annotation, biological process: cilium assembly; microtubule-based process. The transcript has a single exon. Gene Ontology annotation, molecular function: dynein light intermediate chain binding; dynein intermediate chain binding. Bases 1 to 270 code for a protein of 89 amino acids. Gene Ontology annotation, cellular component: cytoplasmic dynein complex. The record is from RefSeq and is a predicted model, not a curated record.